AUGAUUGUCACAAACUCUUCAGUAACGCUACAACCAUUGCAAAACACUGGAGAAUCCAUAAUGAGGAGAGGUCUUACAAGUGUAAUAAAUGUGGCAAAUUUUUCAGACAUCGUUCAUGCCUUGCAGUUCAUUGACGAUCUCAUACAGGAGAGAAACCUUACAAAUGUGAUGAUUGUGGCAAGGUCUUCAGUGAAGCUUCAUCUUAAGCAAAACAGGAGAAUUCAUACAGGAGAGAAACCUUACAAAUGUGAUGAUUGUGACAAAGCUUUUACUUCAUGUUCACAUCACAUUAGAUAUCAGAGAAUCCGUAACGGACAGCAAUCUUACAAAUGUCAUAUGCGUGGCAAGGUCUUCAGUCUGAGGUCACUCCUUGCAGAAUAUCAGAGAAUUCAUUUUUGA
This is a messenger RNA of Symphalangus syndactylus (siamang), 399 nucleotides long. Its product is annotated as zinc finger protein 320. NCBI's taxonomy places the organism in Eukaryota, Metazoa, Chordata, Mammalia, Primates, Hylobatidae. The record is from RefSeq and is a predicted model, not a curated record.